Cucurbitaria berberidis CBS 394.84 is the source of this 909-nucleotide messenger RNA. Its product is annotated as UPF0041-domain-containing protein. NCBI's taxonomy places the organism in Eukaryota, Fungi, Ascomycota, Dothideomycetes, Pleosporales, Cucurbitariaceae. The transcript has 3 exons. The coding region runs from base 214 to 672 and encodes 152 amino acids. The record is from RefSeq and is a predicted model, not a curated record. Gene Ontology annotation, cellular component: mitochondrial inner membrane. Gene Ontology annotation, molecular function: pyruvate transmembrane transporter activity. Gene Ontology annotation, biological process: pyruvate import into mitochondria.
UUCCUCAAGCUCUCCAAAUGCACCUUCCCUAAAACAGUUUAGCCAAUCGGAGCAAGCCCCAACGUAAUCCCGACGGAUUUAUCCAAACCGCAACUUCGACCUUCGGAGAGCCGACAUCGCGAUCGUUGACAUACGACACGACAACUUCACCGCAUCUCCCCUCAAUUCGACUUCACUCAAUACGAUAAGAGUGAACAGAAACGGAGAGCAACCAUGUCGUUCCGCCCCGGCUCCCGCAUCUUCAGCAGCUUCCGGCCCUUCUUCCAGAGAGCCAAUGCCCGUCGACGAGUAAACACCGCCGCUGGCACAGAGCACACUGGCUUUGCCAGGUUCUGGAACAGCUCUGUUGGCCCGAAGACGGUGCAUUUCUGGGCACCAGUAAUGAAAUGGGGCAUGGUUCUCGCCGGCGCCUCCGACUUCUCCCGCCCCGCCGAAUCCCUCUCCUUCACUCAGAACCUCGCUCUCAUGUGUACGGGUGCUAUCUGGACGCGCUGGUGCUUUGUCAUCCGACCAAAGAACAUUGCUCUAGCGGGUGUCAAUGCGCUCGUGUUUGCCGUGGGUGCGACGCAGGUUGGCAGGAUCUACAGUUACCAUAAGAGUCUGGAGGGCACGGAGGCUCAGGCUAAGCUAGAGGGCAAGGAGUUGGAGGGUGAUCUAAAGGCAACAGCGUAGGACGGAGAAGUUGAGGAAAUGCGAAGAGUUGACACAAUGGAGAGGAACUAGAGUUCGAUCGUCGACCUGUACGCCGAAAUCGAGCGGAGGGCACGAUGUGGAAUGGAUUGUACAUUUACCUUGACCUUUGGGCGAAUAGCUUGAAACUGGUCUAUACGUCAAUUACCCUUUAUUCUAGGUCAAGUAAUUGUAUUGACCAAACAUUAGACUCAUGAGAACUUGCCACUCGAUGUCGGA